Molecule: messenger RNA, 1149 nt
Organism: Lachancea dasiensis
Lineage: Eukaryota; Fungi; Ascomycota; Saccharomycetes; Saccharomycetales; Saccharomycetaceae
Source: the annotation of a GenBank genome assembly
AUGGAGUUCCAUAGCAAACGUGCGCGUCCCGCCGUCGGCACUAACACCGAGCAAACGCCAUUGAAACGUAGAGCUCUCAGUGUUGCCACAGCGUCUUCGUCUCCCCCACUGGCAUCUGGGAAUCGGUCAUCGGUGCCUCGCAGCUCGUUUUUGCUGACCAAGAAUCUUCCAUCCUCUCAGCGUAAGCGUUGUGAGCAUACUUCAUCUUCCAGUGACGAAGUCGACGUUGCCCUCACUGCUGCGCCUAACUCUGGUGCUAGUCUGUCCAAGAAACCAGCUGUUCACUUCAAAUCCUCACCUGCUGUGGAUUCCCUGCUUUUUGAAGCUGUGUCCAGAUACGCAGACACCGAUACUGAGCAACAACAACCUGAUGCUCGCAACACAAAAGCUGAGAACCAAGCACCGGCUCAACAAGGUGUUUUUGGGAGCUCCGAGGAUUCCGUGGCGGUCUCGCCACAAGCCAUUGAAAGCGGCUAUUCUCUUGAAAGACGCAAGUCUCUAUCGAGGCACGCCUCUUUUUCUUCCAUCACCCGUAAGCAGGUUGUACCCCACUCGGACUCGAUAGCUCAAGAGAGAUGUUUCGACUACCUUUUGCAGUCCAUUGAUGAAGUAUGGGCUCGCUACUGCAAUGAAACGUCCACUGCAGAAGUCAAGGUUUACGACAGUAUGUGCCAGCCCAAAGUCACAUAUCCAGAACCGCUCUCCCCCAUCACAACCGACACGUGCAAUUCGCGUAUUUUAGACUCGAAUUCGCCUCGUAUCGUUAGAACCCUGUCUCUCACUUCCAUUAACAACAAGAGUAAAAUAGCAAGUGCUUCUUCUUUUUCUGAUGUGGACAGUGAUGAUACGAGUGGUUACAAAUCUGAGGCUACCAAUCCCACGGAAUAUGAGACUGAUUGUGAUUAUCGGAAAAUUUCGAAUCUCCCGGACUCAGUACGUUUGCAGUCUUUGAAAGAUCGUUUGUGCAGAGCUAAGAAUGAUCUCGAAAGUGUGCACGAUUCCAAUAGUUUCGACGAUUGUGUUAAGUUUUGGAGACGUUGGGAUAUGAUAAAAUAUAGCGCAGUCGAGAUGAUGGAGGAAGAUGAUGAUGAUGAUAUCAUAGAGACUGUUAUUGAAGAACUGGAGAGAGGACGCUACUUCACGAACUGA